This is a messenger RNA of Carassius auratus (goldfish), 1213 nucleotides long. RefSeq lists its product as uncharacterized. The record is from RefSeq and is a predicted model, not a curated record. NCBI's taxonomy places the organism in Eukaryota, Metazoa, Chordata, Actinopteri, Cypriniformes, Cyprinidae. The transcript has 9 exons. Bases 172 to 927 code for a protein of 251 amino acids.
GGAGUCUCUUUUCACACAGAAAAGGCUUCUAAAUGAAAGUGAAAAUAAGAAGAUCGGACACAAGAGUGUAACACCAACAUUAGAAGAUGUGUACUAGCGCCCUCUACCGUAUAACAAUGAAAACACGGAUUCUAGGAGCACGACUAUAGCUCAAAUAUUUGUAAACUUUUUAUGCCAAAACCCUCUGAUGUGAUGAUAACCACGCCAGUAUACCAGCAACAGCAGUAUGAAGUCUCCAAGUUCCUCAAGACCAAGCCGAUGGCUCUGGGGAUUUUGGAAAUACUGAUAACCUUAUUGGCACUCGGUUUGACGGUGCAUAAUGAGAGUUUUUAUGCUUUCUGGUCACCAAUCAUUUCCUUUAUAAUUGGAGCCAUAACAGUCUUGGCUGCUUACAAACGUAAACCACAUCUGGUCAAUAUCUCACAAAUGCUCAGCUAUGUAAAUUUUGCAAUAGCUGCUUUCUCCCUCCACUCUCACAUUCUGUAUGUUUUGAUCUUUCCGGAUGUGACAUACUAUGUCCUUAUCGCCUGUGAUAUCCUGAUCUUCAUCUUCUCUCUUGCUAUUGCUGUAACCUCCUGUUCCUGUUGCUGCAAUCCAAAGUCAACCCCUGUCAUGGUCAGUUAUGUGACCACAGAUAUGCCUGUCAACCGCUUCAUGCUAAUAGGUCAGCAGGACCCCUCUGCAGUGGUUCAGUCCGUUAAUUCAGUCCUGUACAUGCAGCCAGCAGCACAUGGCUUAGUCACACUUGCUCCUCUGCCAAAUUAUGGUUUUGUCCCCAAUGCAUCUCCACCAAUCUACAGUCCAGUGCCAACUACACCUCCACCCAGUUACGACAAACUCCCAGAUGCACCUCCACCAAACUUUGGUCCAGCUGCAAGUGCACCUCCACCAGCAUAUGAGUAUGAAGAUUUACAGACCAGAAGAUGAACUAGAUCUCAGACACAAAAGGGAAUGUUUGAAGUUAUGGUGUUGGAUUAUGGCGAAUGGAAAACCCAAAAUUAUAUUUAAGUUUGUAAAUCAAAUGAAUGGGAAACAUACAUCAGAGGACGAGAAACACAUUUCAUUAAGUUUCAUUCGCCCAAAUGUUUAAUGUACCAUUUGAUAUGAUUUUACUAAAUACAUUGUUGUUGUUGUUGUAUUUUAUUUAAGUGCAGUUUUUUGCACAUUAGACAGCACAAUGGAAUUUUUACUUGAUUGAUUCAAACCAGCUUUU